Messenger RNA from Entamoeba invadens IP1, 1314 nucleotides. RefSeq names its product serine/threonine protein kinase HT1, putative. Lineage: Eukaryota; Evosea; Mastigamoebida; Endamoebidae. The transcript has a single exon. The coding region runs from base 1 to 1314 and encodes 437 amino acids. The record is from RefSeq and is a predicted model, not a curated record. Gene Ontology annotation, biological process: protein phosphorylation. Gene Ontology annotation, molecular function: protein kinase activity; ATP binding.
AUGACUUUUGUGAUCAUAAUGAACAUAGUUUCCAUAAUAAUUAUUUUGAUCACAAUGAUACAAAAGAAAAAAUUAGCGAAAAAAGAGCAAAACAUUUGCAACUUCAAGAUGAGUCGGUCCAAUAUUGAGAUGCAAAAAGUAAGCGAAAAUUUAGUCUCAAACAAGAAAAUAUUGAAUUUUGAUUUGGAUGACAACGAGUUACUCAAAGUCGACGUGGAAACAAGAGAUUUGAUAUGUAUCGGAAAUGUGUCCAAAAACAACUUGAAAAUGCAAUUCAGUGUAAUGAAGGGGUGUGACUAUUAUGAGAUACGGAGUGUGCCCCCACUUGUGACAUUAAAGCCUGGAUAUGCUUGUGAAUUUGAAAUAUUUAUUAAGCCGCUGUGUACUUGUGUAACGAAAGAAAACGUGUUGGUCACUUCCAUGAAUUUGGCAACUGGAAAUUUUGAAACUGCUAAAAUUGGAAUAAAAAUCGAGACUGAACAAACAACCAAAUUGAAUUACAGAGAAAUUAUUGAAAAUAACAAACUUGGCGAAGGCAGUUUUGGAAUUGUAUAUAAAGGGCAAUACAGAGGAAAUGUCGUUGCAAUCAAGAGGAUGAAACAACUUGAAAACAAUGAGAGUGGACUUGAUGAAUUUGAAAAAGAAGUAGCAAUGCUAGACAAAUUCCGAUGUGAUUACAUCAUACACUUCUAUGGUGCUGUAUUCAUACCAAGUAAGGUGUGUAUGGUCACUGAAUUUGCUGCUUUUGGGUCACUCCAAGACUUGAUGAAACACAAGAAGAGUGAAGAAAUAAAAAUGCAGUUGCGAAUCAAAUUCUUACUUGACGCUUCAAGAGGUAUUCAAUAUCUACACGAAAAUGGGAUAUUACACAGAGACAUUAAACCAGACAACUUUUUGGUGUUGUCACUUGAUUUGAAUGAAAUCGUAAAUGCAAAAUUGACUGACUUUGGGUCGUCAAGAAACUUAAAUAUGCUUCAAACCAACAUGACAUUCACAAAGGGUGUUGGUACGCCAACAUACAUGGCACCUGAAAUAUUGGAACAAGAUAAAUACACGAAGAGUGCUGACGUAUAUUCGUUUGCAAUCACUAUGUUUGAGACUAUGUCUUGGAAAGAAGCAUAUUCUCACAACGAAUUCAAGUUCCCUUGGAAAAUAGCAGAAUUUGUUAUCAAUGGAAAUCGUCUUCGAAAAGUGGAUUCUUUUAACGAUGAGCAAUAUGAAUUGAUAUCAAAGUGUUGGGAGCAAGACAAAAAAGAAAGAAUCACAAUUGAAACAGCAAGAGAAAAACUCGAAAAUAUGUUAAAUAAUUCAUAG